Physella acuta is the source of this 2747-nucleotide messenger RNA. Its product is annotated as sodium- and chloride-dependent GABA transporter ine. Gene Ontology annotation, biological process: sodium ion transmembrane transport; nitrogen compound transport; amino acid import across plasma membrane. Lineage: Eukaryota; Metazoa; Mollusca; Gastropoda; Physidae. Gene Ontology annotation, molecular function: amino acid:sodium symporter activity. The record is from RefSeq and is a predicted model, not a curated record. Gene Ontology annotation, cellular component: plasma membrane.
CUUCCAAGGGUUAUUCUCUUUGUGUUUCUGGUUUUUAGUCUGGAUCUAGAAUAUAGAUUAGAUUUAGUCUACUACUGAAUGAAGAGGCAAUUUCGAUUUCUAAUAGUAUUAAAAAUAAGCCUAAGCGAAAAGUAGGCCUUAUAAUUUUAAUACUUUUAGGUCAGGUUAAAGGUCAAGUAUUUAAGCCGGUGCUUUAUCAUUUAAAACCAAGAUUCUGAUUCUCAGGUGACUGCGAUUCUAACGGUAAAGUAAAGUGUAGACUGUAGACGAUCGAAAUUAACAAAAGUUAAAAUAUAAUUUUCCAUUUGGAAUUCGGAUUUUCUGGGAUUAAUUUGAUCUCUAUUCUAGAUUUAUUAAUUUUCCAUACCUAACUCUUCAACUGAUGGUGUUGAGACAAAUCAUUUUGUUCCAGUUUUUAUAUCAAUCUAGCCGUAGCAGUCAGUGUAGGCCUAUUCUAUUCAAGUUAGAUAACCGAUACUGGUUCUAAUGCUAGUGGUCCGCUAGCCUUCGGUUAGUGUUAGAGACGGCACAGGAUGAAAAAGUACACAAAUACGCGUUUAUAACACAAAUAACUGAAAUAACAGUUGUUUUUAAAGUUGUCUUUUGUAUUCUGUUCUAGAUCUAGAAUCUAGAUCUAGAUCUAAUUUGGUGUAACACUUGGUUUUUACGAAAAACAAUCAUGAUGGAAGAUCGACAGAACUGGGGGAAAAAAAUGGAAUUUAUUCUUGCAACGAUAGGAUAUGCUGUUGGCUUGGGAAAUGUUUGGAGAUUCCCCUAUCUAUGUUUCAGAAGCGGAGGAGGGGCUUUUCUCAUUCCUUUUUUUAUCAUGCUGGUCUUGUGUGGAGUGCCCCUGACUUACAUGGAGAUGGCUGUAGGACAGUACACUAGGCGAGGUCCUAUUGGGGCUUUAGCCAAACUUUGUCCCUUCUUUCAAGGAGCUGGUAUAGCCACUGUGAUGAUUUCCUUCCUGUUCACCACCUACUACAUUGUGAUCAUAGCCUGGUCCUUCUACUACAUGUUCAGCUGCUUCACCGACACCCUCCCCUGGACCCACUGCAACCACACGUGGAACUCCCCUCAGUGCUGGGACACCUCCCAGAUCAACUCCACAGCUUUAGACAACGGCACCACACUACAGCAGCCCAAUGGUUCCAGGUCGCCCACUGAAGAUUUCUUCAUUGAGAAUGUGCUGGCCAGAUCAAGUGGAAUAGAGGAGCAGGGAGUCAUAAGAUGGCAGCUGCUGUUGAUCCUACUCCUGUGCUGGAUUAUUGUCUACUUCUGUAUUUGGAAGGGACCCUCAUCCACUGGAAAGGUUGUUUACUUCACCGCCACGUUUCCCUAUGUUGUGCUCAUUAUCUUGCUAGUCAGAGGUGUCACCUUGCCAGGCUCCAUAGAUGGCAUCAAGUUUUUUAUAGAACCUCGCUGGGAACUACUUCUGGAAGCCAAGGUUUGGGUGUAUGCGGCAGCCCAGAAUUUCAACUCACUGGGAGUGGCCUUUGGUGGCCUCAUCACCAUGUCCAGUUACAGUAAAUUCAACAACCGCAUCGUCAGAGAUGUGCUUGUGUUGGCUGUUGUUGAUGCUUUCACCUGUCUCCUGGCUGGCUUUGCUAUUUUCUCCAUUCUGGGAAAUCUUGCUUUCAUCCAAGGAAAGGGGGUCGAGGAGGUGGUCCAAGAAGGUCCUGGCCUUGUGUUUGUUAUCUACCCUCAAGCUUUUAACUCCAUGCCUGUAUCUCAGCUGUUUGCCUUCCUCUUUUUCUUCAUGUUGAUCUGUCUCGGCAUUGACAGUCAGUUUGCUUCUGUUGAGGUGAUUGUCACAACCAUACAAGAUCAUUUUGGCUCCCUGGUCCAUAAAUAUUUGAAGAAAAAAGAACUUUUGGUAGCUGUUGUUUGUUUGGUGUCCUUCCUGUGUGGUAUUCCCAACAUAACUCAGGGUGGUUUCUACUUUUUCCAACUGAUUGACUACUACACUGCUGCUCUGUCACUGAUGGUGCUGGCUUUUUUUGAGGUCAUCGCCAUCUGUUGGUUUUAUGGUGCCAACAACUUAGCUGAAAACAUCAAACUGAUGACAGGAUCUAAACCAAACAUAUUUUUUAUUGCUUGUUGGUUUGUUCUCUCACCUCUACUUAUUUUGGGUAUCUGGGUGUUCAGCAUGAUCCAGUACCAGAACCUGUCCAUAGCUGGCUACGUCUACCCUGACUGGGCCAUUGCCCUUGGCUGGUGUCUGGCCCUGUUGUCUGUCUUCUGCAUACCUGCGGGGAUGAUUCAUGCUGUCUACACUGCUAAGGGAGCUAACAUUCUUCAGAAAUUUAUUCACAGUUUCCAGUCAGCCAUGGAGCCUGAAACACGGAGUACUAACAAACAAGGGGAUGAUGAGGUCAUCUUGACCAAUGUCACUUCUACACAGAGCUAUGUCGACCAGCCAGACUGCCAGCCUCCUGCUAAACACUGUAUCCAACUCUAGUGGUCAUGUGACAUCUGUAGUGGUCAUGUGACAUCUGUAGUGGUCAUGUGACAUCUGUAGUGGUCAUGUGACAUCUGUAGUGGUCAUGUUGACCAACCAAACUGCCAGCUCAUGUCAGCCCUGCAUCCAGCCACUUGUUGUGUAGCCACACAGUUAUAAAGGCUCAAACUUCAACCCUUUAACUAUAUUAGAUCAGCAGUUACAUGUUGACCAGCUUUACUCCCACAAUAAGAAAAUCACAUGAAUGAAUCUUUGUACACCUGUUGCACAAUAGUCAGCUUGUUUU